AUGGCGGAAGAGAAUGACAGGAAAGGGCUUCUCGAUGGAAGGGAGGCCUACACUCGGCCAUACACUCCUCCUAAUGAAUACGAUGAAGCUCCUUUCCAUGAGAUAGGAAAAAGUCCUAAAGAGAUUACCAUCAUUCUGUCAUUAUAUCGUGGUUCUAAGGUGGAUUCCACGUACGUUUUGCUAGGAGUGAGCAUAACUUCUAUUGGCUUGGUGGAAUUAGUUUUGGUUUACUGGUCCAGAUCAGGUGAACUGCCAGCAGAGAAGUUGUGGUUCUUGUAUUUUGUAGGAAUCUGCAUCGCACUGGAGUCGGUCUUAACAAAUGUUCUGUUGUACCACAGACCCAAAGCAUAGAGCUCUACAUUGUAUUUAUAAUGGCAUAAUUUAGUUACAAGUACGGUUGUUUAGAGAUUGAAAUGAGUUAUUGCGUAUUUAAUUAGCUGCUAUCGUUUUUGUUUGUUUUGUUUGUUUGUACCACAGAGUCCAGAUUUUUCUUUAUUUGUAUUAAAUGACAUAAUUUAGUUUAAAGUACGGUUGUUUAGAGAUUUAAAUGAAUAAUUACGUAUUUAAUUAGCUGCAAUCGUUUUUGUUUGCUUUAGUCCAAUUCAGAAAAAAACAAACAGGAAUUAGACUUCAAAUUUGAGGUAUCAUUACGCUUGAUGAUGCAUGUAGUAUGUGNUCCAG
This is a messenger RNA of Orbicella faveolata, 681 nucleotides long. RefSeq lists its product as uncharacterized. The record is from RefSeq and is a predicted model, not a curated record. NCBI's taxonomy places the organism in Eukaryota, Metazoa, Cnidaria, Anthozoa, Scleractinia, Merulinidae.